Molecule: messenger RNA, 1951 nt
Organism: Rhododendron vialii
Lineage: Eukaryota; Viridiplantae; Streptophyta; Magnoliopsida; Ericales; Ericaceae
Product: sugar transport protein 8-like
Exons: 4
Coding region: 201-1715 (504 amino acids)
Biological process (GO): monosaccharide transmembrane transport
Cellular component (GO): membrane
Molecular function (GO): monosaccharide transmembrane transporter activity
Source: RefSeq, a predicted model, not a curated record
CUAAGAAAUCCCAGUUUAAUUUAGAAGGAAAAGAUCCAUUAUAAAAGAAGAUCAACCCAUUGUUGAAAGGAUCCCUAUUGAAAGCAAUAACACACACACACACUCACUCUCUCUCUCUCUCUCCUAUUCUUGUUUGGUUAAUUUCUUGGAGUUGUGUAAAGUGAGAUUUUUUCAGAAAAUCGGAGGAGAGAGAAGGGAAGAUGGGAAGCGGCGGAGACGUACCGUUCAAUUCGAAAUUCACAAUCUAUGUGGUUGCUUGUUGGAUUCUUGCAGCCUUUGGAGGCCUUAUGUUUGGUUAUGAUAUUGGAAUUUCUGGUGGAGUGACCGCGAUGGAAGAUUUCUUGAUCAAAUUCUUUCCUAAAGUCCACGAAAGAAAGCUACAUGCCAAGGAAGACAACUACUGCAAGUACGACGAUCCAUUGCUUCAGCUCUUCACUUCGUCGUUGUACCUUGCCGCGCUCGUUGCGAGCUUUUUCGCGUCCAAGGCUUGCACCAUACUUGGCCGCAAGUACACGAUUUUCUUGGCGUCGCUCUUUUUCCUGGGCGGGGCUGGAAUGAGUGCCGGAGCUCAACAUAAGUGGAUGCUUAUCAUCGGGAGGAUUCUUUUCGGCAUUGGAGUUGGUUUUGGCAAUGAGGCUGUUCCGGUGUUCUUGUCAGAGGUCGCACCGGUCCAACACAGAGGGGCGGUCAACAUUCUCUUCCAGCUCUUUGUAACAAUUGGAAUCCUGAUAGCAAGUUUAGUCAACUACAACACAUCCACAUUGCACCCAUAUGGAUGGAGGUUAUCACUAGGGCUGGCAGGGAUUCCCGGCGUAGUCCUGUUUUUCGGUUCGAUGAUCCUAACGGAAACCCCAGCCAGCCUGGUCGAACGCGGAAAGGACGCGAAAGGGAAAUCUGCCCUGAAAAGAAUCAGGGGAGUCGAUGAAGUGGACGACGAAUAUGAAGAAAUAAAAAAGGCUUGCGAAGUAGCCAAGCAAGUCAAGCAGCCGUUUAAGAAACUGAUGAAGCGAGAGAGCAGGCCGCCGUUGAUCAUUGCGAUCAUGAUGCAAGUGUUCCAGCAGUUCACGGGGAUCAACGCGAUAAUGUUUUACGCGCCUGUUCUGUUUCAAACGAUGGGGUUCAAGAACGAUGCAUCGUUGCUGUCCGCGGUUAUUACCGGCUCUGUGAAUGUGUUGAGUACUUGUGUCUCGAUCUACGCCGUCGAUAAGUGUGGAAGGAGGGGGUUGCUCCUUCAAGCCUGUUUCCAAAUGCUGAUUUCUCAGGUAGCAAUUGGUGUGAUUUUACUGGUUUUCUUGAAAAACACCGGCACAAUGAACUCUUCGCUCGCGAUCGUCGUGGUGAUCCUCGUGUGCACCUUCGUUAGCUCCUUCGCUUGGUCGUGGGGCCCGCUCGGGUGGUUAAUCCCCAGCGAGACCUUCCCUCUAGAGACCAGAACCGCAGGCUUUGCUUUCGCCGUCAGCUCGAACAUGCUCUUCACUUUCCUCAUCGCCCAGGUGUUCCUAUCGAUGCUUUGUAAAAUGCGAGCCUACAUAUUCUUCUUCUUCUCCGCGUGGAUUCUGGCCAUGGGGAUCUUUGUCUGCUUCCUAGUGCCGGAAACAAAGGGUGUGCCGAUCGAUGCCAUUGUCGAGAGGGUGUGGAAGCGGCAUCCGGUGUGGAAGAAGUACAUGGAUAAUAAAGACGAUAACGGUGGCACGAAGGCUAUGGAGAUGGCUUGACUAAAUAGAAAGAAGCUCUGUUUGGAUUUGGGAUCGAAAUCUUCUCUCCUUAGCCGUGGACUUUGUUUUCUGCCUUUCGGGUCUAAACUGUUUUUCAUAUUGAGUCCUUAUAAGUCUGCUUUCGCAGAAACUCAUCGGAAACCUUCCCUUUUCUUCUUUCUAGUGGUUUUCUUAGCUCAAGAUUUUGAACAAUUUUGUAGUGAGCUUUAUUCCCAAUUGUUACCACAAAGUGUUCC